UGGUUGUUGGGCGCCGAGUCAGCACUGAGUGAGGGUCUGGCAUUUCUGUCGGCAAGGAGGGACGGAUGUGAUUCUGGGCCCACACACCCCUUUGCUCACACCUACUCCGUGCCUGGCUCGCGCGGAUGUAGUUUCCAGGGGUGCAGUGUUAGGGGUCACACCGUGGCCAGGGUGGAUGCGCCCGCGCUUUUUCAGGUUUGGUGUUCUGCUUUGGCGGAGUCUCAGUUCUCAGAAGAGGUCGAUUAGUUCGUUUUAUGCAGCUGCGGUGGUGGUGUGUGUCUGAGCCCCGAAAUGCCUGUUAGAAGGUCACUGAAACUGGAUGAUCCACUAGAAGAAAAUUCAUUUGCUUCCCCAAAAAUCACAAGGAAGAAAAGCAUUGAAACUUACUCUCCAACAACUGGAACUUGUCAAAUGAGCCCUUUUUCCUCUCCCAAAAGAUCUGAAGAACAAGAGCACAGAAAUAGACCAGCAAAUGGAAAGAGAAAAACAAUGAUUCACUUCAAUUUGACUAAAAGAAAGGAAUCAACAGAAGAAGACAAUGAUGAAUUCAUGAUGUUGCUAUCUAAAGCUGAAAAAUCAUCAGAAGAAAUCUUGAAGAUAGUGCAAAAUUUACGUAGUAUACAGGCUUUGGAGGGAAACAGAGAGCUUGAAAAUCUCAUUGGCACCUUCUAUACACCAUGUUUCUUAAGAAGAGAAAUGAAGAAAACCAAAGAACUAAUGACAAGAGUAACAAAACAGAAAUUGUUUGAGAAGAGUUCAGUACUUCCUCACAAAGGCACCUAGAAGAAAUGUACUUUCUAUGAGCAAAACUUCUGCAUCUGCUUGAUCAUAUUUAAAGGAACAGAAAAAAUGUUUGUAAUUAAUCUGUCCAGUAAAUACCAGCUCGUAGCACUAGGCAGGUGCAAGACUAGAUAAAAUUUCUUGCAGCUAAUUUAAACUUUCUACACACACCAGUAGAUAAUCUCAAUGUAAAUAAUACAUUUCUUCUUGACCCUUUAAUGUAACAAGCUAACACAUAUACGAGGACCUUCUAUUCUGUGUCACAUUUCUAGAUAUUUGAAGUACUUGUGGAUAGAAUUACUAAAACAUGUAUGACAGUGCCUCUUUGAACAGUGUUCUUUCUAGAACACUGAAUAAAAUUUAAUGUAAGUGAAAUUAGGUACCAUUUUUCCAUUUAAAAGUACUUGUUCCUUAUUAAUUUACAGAUUCUUUUUUUAAAAAAAUGUAUUGCAAAAUACAAGACUAUAGCCUCUAGCUUAGGGAUGUAUCUUUAUUAUAUAUAUGCUAGUCUUUUUUCUAUGCUCGUAGAAAAAAACAUUUUGAAAGUUUAAAAAAUUUUUACACCUCAUAUGGAAUAUGACAAUGCAUUUUCCAGCACAGACAUUUAAAUGUGAAAUUAUUUUUUAACUAAACUAUCAACUCCCGUCAAUUUUAAAGAAAAGACCUUGGGAUAACGUACAACCCCUUCCAAUUUAUUUUGAAGCAUUAAGAUUUCUUUUACUCUGGGUGCAGUUUGUGUUACCAUCUAUUUGUGCUACUACUCACAAAGUAGAGGAGAAGAAGGAAUCAGAGUGUCCUGCCCUGUAAGUUUUUAAAACCAUUACAGGGGCAUAUGCAGGGAAGAUGCUUUCCUGUGGUGCUUGCCUUAGUGUUUGACAAAAAUCAGUCUAAGAUGUCUUUUAGUUCAGUGGAUCAUGAAAAUAAAACACUAUGAAAAUCUGAAACAAAAUUAACAAAUUAAGGUUAAAAUAACUCAUUUUCCACUUAAUAUUAAGAAUACUCUAUGGUACAAUUCUUCUUAUCAAAUGUUACCAAAAACUAACUUUAGGCUGUAAGCCAAAACAUUUCAUAAAGUAACCCAUAUUAGUUAGGAAACAAAGGGUUAAGUUGUAGAUUGCUUUCAUAUGUAAUCCAAGUUAUUCAGGCAUGUGCUUAAUGCUAUUAAACCAGUUACUGUGUGUUUGACCUCUUGAUAUACUAAGCUUUUGCCUUUCACAACAGCUGGGUCUGCUAAGAAUCAUUUCCCAGUUCUCUUCAUUGUAGAUCAGAUGACUCUCGCUUUAUCACCCUUGGAGGCCGCAUGAAGGACAAAGCAGAAAGAUACACACACAAAACUAAUGUUUAUGUGGGGGGAAGGGAAUGGGAGACAUACUUGGCCCUGAUCUUCCAAUGAACAUAACAGAAGAGAGACCAAUUGAGACUUGAAACCACUGUGUUAUUCUAACCAUUAUUUAGUUAUAAUCUAUCCACCUCCUGUUCCCUUCCUAUUGAACAGUCUCCUUUGGCUGCUCUGACUUUUGUAAAUAUUUCAUUCACUUAGUUAUGGUUUAUCAUUUGGACAGAAUGCUACAUCGGGGAUUCUUCUCCCCUCCUUAAGACCUCAAGGAAAAAUGAUUUCUAUAUACUUCGUAUAUGAUAUAUGAACAUACACUCUAUUCUCUUCAUUGCUUUAAGAAGCAACCCAAGUGUAUCAACAAUGGAGAAAUCUUCAUUUCUCAGAAGUGUUUCUGCCCUCUAAAAUGUACUUCAAAGUAACAUUAGGAGGGUUCAUUUUUUUUGGCAGGUAUGUUAGACAAGGAAGUAAGAUAUUUUUCUAUCUUUUGCAUAACCUAGCUGUUUAUUAAAGCAUCCAUCCUUAUGAUUUUGAAUUUAGCUAUGAGAAAUGCUCUGUAAUUGGCUACUCCCGUGGUCCUAAUAUAUCACUGGGUAUUUCUGCUAUUUUGGAACCUAGCUGCACCAAGUUCAAAGUACAUUCUUAAACUGGUUUCUAAUAAAUAUAAUCAGUAUUUAUACUAUUACAAGUUUCCUUAAGGAUUACAGUGUAAUUCAGUAUUAGAGUGAAUCCAUCUGAAAAAUGGAUUCUUACAGAAUUUACUUAUACCUUGGAUGUUCGUAAUUACUUUUAAAGUUUCUCUAAUUACCUAGAAAUUGGUAACUUAGAACUUCACCUUCACUAAUUUAAAUUAAUAUUGUAUUAAAUUCCAGUAUACUACAAAAUUUAAAAUAGUAUGAAUGAGGUUUUCCCAGCCAGCCAAGAUACUGACAUUUGGGCACAGUGAUUACAAAUGGCGACCAUGGACAGCGCUGCUGAUUCGGCAGUGGCUCAAGGCUGCUGUGCUAUGCUGUGCUGUGCUGUUCUGUCCUAUGCUGUGCUGACCUGCAUGAGUCUUUAUGCACAUUUGCUUUGAGAAAGAAAUACUUCUCGAUUGUUUUCUUCAUCUAAACUCGCUUUUCUUUAUCUCAGUGAGAAAUAGGUAACUUCUUAAAUCAGCCUUUAGCUAACCAUGUCCAAAAUGUACGUGUAUGUGUGUAUGUUUGGAAUUGCACCAUUUUACAUUGUAACACCAUUUAGUAUACUUUAGUGGCUACUUUAUAGAAGAUAUAUAUUCAUUACAUAAUAGUUAAUGAUGAAAAUGACAUUAUUGUAUCAGACUAAGAAUGUUGUAAUAUGAGAAACUAAAAAAUAGAUGUUCUACAUGAAGACUGAAAUAAAGACUUGUUUUUGCUAAUAAAAAGUGAUACUGUAUUAGCAGAACAAGAGUAACCUGAAA
Messenger RNA from Dipodomys spectabilis (banner-tailed kangaroo rat), 3551 nucleotides. It is a transcript of the gene Itgb3bp, whose product is annotated as integrin subunit beta 3 binding protein. The coding region runs from base 292 to 783 and encodes 163 amino acids. Gene Ontology annotation, biological process: CENP-A containing chromatin assembly; regulation of DNA-templated transcription. Gene Ontology annotation, cellular component: nucleoplasm. The transcript has 8 exons. Lineage: Eukaryota; Metazoa; Chordata; Mammalia; Rodentia; Heteromyidae. The record is from RefSeq and is a predicted model, not a curated record.